AUGCUCUCAUUAUUCAAGACUCCUUCAUCCAGACUAAUUUGUCACGUUUCCAGAAACUUCAAACCUUUUUUAAUAUCCACCCGUAAGGCAAGUGCAAUAAGUGAUCGUGUUAUAUUCCCAAAGCAAAAAUUGAUCAAAGAACAAACAGAAUAUAAGCAAUUACCAGAUGAUUCCAUGUAUAUUGAAAAGUUUUAUGAUGAAUUAGAUCAAUUCAAGAAGGAGAUUGAAACAAAUAAAUCUAUAACACAGUCGAAUUUUUCAGAUUUUGAAAAAGAUCCAAAUGAAUUAAUUCAACAAUUGGAAUUAUUUAUUGAAGGCAAGAUUAAACCUCAGUACGUUGAGAAAGUUAUGAGCAAGUUCCAAAUGGAACGGUUUGAUGAGUUUUUAAGAAAUGUUAAAAUCACAUUGAUUUUAAAUGGUGGACAUCCAAUGAUUUUUGAUAUUUUAUUACAAAGUAAAGCGCAAUUUGAUUGGUUUGUCAAGAGAAAGAAGUGA
Molecule: messenger RNA, 495 nt
Organism: Hansenula anomala
Lineage: Eukaryota; Fungi; Ascomycota; Saccharomycetes; Phaffomycetales; Wickerhamomycetaceae
Gene: FMP23
Product: Fmp23p
Exons: 1
Coding region: 1-495 (164 amino acids)
Source: RefSeq, a predicted model, not a curated record